Messenger RNA from Capronia coronata CBS 617.96, 1194 nucleotides. RefSeq lists its product as uncharacterized. The record is from RefSeq and is a predicted model, not a curated record. The transcript is spliced from 2 exons. Bases 1 to 1194 code for a protein of 397 amino acids. Lineage: Eukaryota; Fungi; Ascomycota; Eurotiomycetes; Chaetothyriales; Herpotrichiellaceae.
AUGUCCGCCCUCCCCGCUCGUCUGACUUACAUUCUGAUCGGUCUCCUUGUGAGCGGCGUGCUCUUGUACGCCUCAUUUCGCGCGCCAACUCCUCAAGAACAAGAUGUGUUGGAUUUCACGGACAGUUUUGCCCCCGGUCAGCAUCGCUCGCAGGCCGGACCCGCCGCGACCGCAGCCGCAGAACUCGACGACGAGUCAAUAGCCCGAGUGCAGAAUGAAACCUUGGGCUUUCAAGAAAUUUACAUGAUCUCUCUGCCUCUCCGCACAGAUAAACGAGAUUCGUUCGCUUUGCAGGCCGCCGUUUCAGGAAUGACCUACACACAGAUGGACGGAGUGGACGGCCAUUCGGUUCCGGAGAAGGCUCUGCCCUACACUAUGAACCAGAGCCCCAAUGCUGUCGGUUGUUGGCGUGCUCACCUCGACGUGAUCCAGAAAAUUGUGCGUGAAAAGGUCUCAACAGCUCUGAUAUUCGAAGAUGACGCCGAUUGGGAUGUUUCAUUCAAGACACAGUUGGUGCAGUUCGCAAGAGGGUCGAGAUACAUUCUGAAGACUCCGGCGCACGAUUCGCCCUUCUCUCCGUACGGCGAUGGCUGGGAUAUGCUGUGGAUCGGUCAUUGUGGUACCUGGGUGCACCCCGACGACAAUGGCCGAUUCUUCGUGAUACCUGACGAUCCCACCGUCGAACCACCCCAACUCCGCCGCAAUGUCGAUACACCCGACAUGUCCCGUUGGGAACGCGGUCCAAACGGGGACAAUCAGACUCGAAUCGUGUUCAGCGCCGAAGGGGGAGUGUGUACUGCUGCCUACGCCAUCUCGCAACAGGGCGCUCGCAAGGCACUCUACCAUAUGAGCAUGGAACCCUAUGACAGUCCGAUCGACUGGGGGUUUGCCAAUCUCUGCAAAGACAAGGCCUACAACUUCAACUGUGUGUCGGUCUUUCCCCAGCUCGUGGGCGUAUCUCGGCCUACGGCGAAUACCAGUAAAUGGAGCGAUAUCGGGUACGGUGACGAUGCCAACCGAGGUGUGGAAUCUGCCAAUGCCCAACAUCUGGUGUAUUCGACCCGGCUCAACAUGGCCAAUCUCCUUGCCGGCAAGACAGUGUUUGACAGUCAAUACCCCGACUCGACUCCUCCACAACUGGAUAUCAAAGACAUUGGCAGAGCUGUUGGCCAUAUCGAGGUCCUGGAUCCUUAG